GCGGGCGGAGGGCACACGGUCGGCGCCGAGCCCCGCACGGUCACGGGGGGCGGGGGCGGGAGAGCGCCGGAGGAGUCCGACCUCCCGCCCGGGCCGCUCGAUGAACCUCUAGUCUUGCUUUGAAAAAAAAAAAAAAAGCUUUUUUGUGUAACUCUUGACUGUGAAUAAUUUCCCAAUACAGCCCUUGGAAUCGUCCCGGGAUAAGUGUGCCAUUUGAGAGGCCCUGGAGAUUGGAAAGAGAGGUCUGUUUGGUUUUUGGUUGUUUUUCCGAGUGACCAUUAUGAGCAUUGGCUUUUCACCCUUGAAGUAAACAUGUUGAAGGCGGAAUCUUCAGGUGAACGGACCACUCUCAGAAGUGCCUCUCCUCACAGGAAUGCGUACAGAACAGAGUUCCAGGCACUGAAAAGUACUUUUGACAAACCCAAGUCAGAUGGGGAACAGAAAACAAAAGAAGGUGAGGGCUCCCAGCAGAGCAGAGGUAGGAAGUAUGGUUCCAAUGUCAACAGAAUUAAAAAUCUCUUUAUGCAGAUGGGUAUGGAACCCAGCGAGAAUGCUGCUAUCGUUGCCAAAACAAGGGGGAAAGGUAGGCCCUCAUCCCCUCAGAGAAGAAUGAAGCCCAAAGAGUUUGUGGAGAAAACGGAUGGCUCAGUGGUUAAGUUGGAGUCCUCCGUCUCUGAACGAAUCAGUAGAUUUGACACAAUGCAUGAUGGCCCUUCGUAUGCUAAGUUCACAGAGACUCGAAAGAUGUUUGAGAGAAGUGUGCAUGAGUCAGGGCAAAACCAUCGCUAUUCCCCAAAGAAAGAGAAAGGUGGAGGGACUGAACCACAGGAUGAGUGGGGUGGCUCCAAGUCCAACAGAGGCAGCAGUGAUUCCUUGGACAGUCUGAGCCCCCGGACGGAAGCUGUCUCUCCCACUGUGAGUCAGCUGAGUGCAGUGUUUGAGAACAGUGAGUCUCCAGGUGCCCUCACUGCUGGGAAGGCUGAGAGCGCCGACUACUCGGUGACUGGGCACUACCCCCUCAAUUUACCAUCUGUUACCGUCACCAAUCUGGAUACCUUUGGUCGUCUCAAGGAUUCUAAUUCGAAGCCUCCAUCAAGCAAACAAGAUACUGAUACAGAGGAUGCUCAGAAGAGUGAUGCUGUGCCAGUACCGGAAGUGGCUCAGAAAGGUACCUCUUUAGCUUCAUUGCCUAGUGAAGAGAGCCAGCUGAGCACGGAAGCCGAGGACGUCACAACAGCUCAACCAGAGGCUCUGGACAGCACUGAUAAAGAUAGUCCUGAGGAACCCUCUGCUGAAAGCCAGGCAAUGCCCAAGUUUCAUACCCUUUCGCCACGGAACGAGCCGUUAGAAGAUGCUGAAACUAAUGUGGUUGGGAGUGAGACAGCUCAGCAUCAGAAGCAAGACCUGACCGGUGGUGACCUAACCUCCCCUGAUGCUUCUGCAUCCAGCUGUGGAAGAGAAGUACCUGAAGACUCCAACAGUUUUGAGAGUUCCCACGUAUACAUGCAUAGUGACUAUAACGUGUAUAGGGUGAGAUCCAGGUAUAACUCAGACUGGGGAGAGACAGGCACGGAGCAAGAUGAGGAGGAAGACAGUGACGAGAACAAUUACUACCAGCCCGAUAUGGAAUACUCGGAGAUAGUUGGCUUGCCGGAAGAAGAAGAAAUCCCAGCAAAUAGGAAAAUUAAGUUUAGUUGUGCUCCGAUUAAGGUUUUCAACACAUACUCCAAUGACGACUAUGACAGGAGAAACGAUGAUGUUGACCCUGUGGCCGCAUCUGCUGAGUAUGAGCUUGAAAAGCGAGUAGAAAAGCUGGACCUUUUCCCGGUGGAACUGGAGAAAGAUGAGGACGGGCUGGGCAUAAGCAUUAUUGGAAUGGGCGUUGGUGCUGAUGCUGGACUGGAGAAGCUGGGAAUAUUUGUCAAGACAGUGACUGACGGAGGUGCUGCUCAGCGGGAUGGCAGGAUCCAAGUCAAUGACCAGAUUGUGGAAGUCGAUGGAAUCAGCCUGGUGGGGGUCACACAGAAUUUUGCUGCAACCGUUCUGCGGAAUACCAAGGGCAACGUCAGAUUCGUUAUCGGACGAGAAAAACCAGGACAAGUGAGUGAGGUUGCCCAGUUGAUCAGCCAGACCCUGGAACAAGAGCGGCGGCAGCGGGAGCUUCUGGAACGUCACUAUGCCCAGUAUGACGCUGAUGACGAUGAGAACACUGUGGCUGAAUUGCAAGGAGUGUCUGGCAACUGCAAUAACAAUAACAACCGUUUCCUUAAGACUGGAGAGUACGCCACUGAUGAAGAAGAGGAUGAGGGCGGGCCCAUUCUUCCUGGUGGUGACGUGGCCAUUGAGGUCUUUGAGCUGCCUGAGAACGAGGACAUGUUUUCCCCGUCUGACCUGGACACAAGCAAGCUCAGUCACAAGUUCAAAGAGUUGCAAAUCAAACAUGCAGUUACAGAAGCAGAGAUUCAAAAAUUGAAGACCAAGCUGCAAGCAGCCGAAAAUGAGAAAGUAAGGUGGGAACUAGAGAAGAACCAACUGCAGCAGAAUAUAGAAGAGAAUAAAGAAAGGAUGCUGAAGUUGGAGAGCUACUGGAUCGAGGCGCAGACAUUAUGUCACACCGUGAAUGAGCAUCUCAAAGAGACCCAAAGCCAGUACCAGGCCCUGGAGAAGAAGUAUAACAAAGCCAAGAAGUUGAUCAAAGAUUUUCAACAAAAAGAGCUCGAUUUCAUCAAGAGACAGGAAGUAGAAAGAAAGAAGCUGGAGGAGGUGGAAAAGGCUCACCUGGUUGAAGUCCAAGGCCUGCAAGUUCGGAUUAGAGAUUUGGAGGCUGAGGUGUUCAGACUACUAAAGCAAAAUGGGACCCAGGUUAACAACAACAACAACAUCUUUGAGAGAAGACCAUCUCCCGGGGAAGUCUCAAAAGGAGACACUAUGGAGAACAUGGAAGUCAAGCAAACAUCCUGUCAGGACGGCUUGAGCCAAGACUUGAAUGAAGCCGUCCCCGAGACAGAGCGCCUGGAUUCGAAAGCAUUGAAAACCCGGGCCCAGCUCUCUGUGAAGAACAGACGUCAGAGGCCCACAAGGACACGGCUCUACGACAGCGUCAGCUCAACUGAUGGGGAGGACAGCCUGGAGCGGAAGGGUUGGAGAGUUUCUUCUCCAGAAUCAGAGUGUGGUGUCGCACUCCUCACCCCCGUGACGAGCCCUAGGGCCUUCUCGUCCCACCACAUGACUGAGUCUCCAGGAGGAUCCCAGCAUCCAGAAAGGGACCCUUUCUCCUCUGUCUCGGGAGACACUUCAUCCUCCUCGCCUUCAGCAUCUGAUCAUGACACAGAAGACUCUCCUUGCCACCACCAAGCCACUGAGAAAGCGUUACAAGAGAAAGAAGAUGACAAAUAUCCUAAAUCACUAAGAACAUCCAGUUCAUUCGUGUUACAAAAAGGAAAAAUUAAGCAGAAGUUUGCAGAUCUGGGGGCACCUUUGCGAAGGAAUCCCAACAAGGGGAAGAAAUGGAAAGACAAAGAAAAGGAAGCCAGUAGGUUUUCUGCUGGUAGCAGAAUCUUCAGAAGCAAGUUGGAAACCUGGAAAGCCAGACCAAACUCUGCAGCUCCGGCCUCCACCCGCUCUCCUUGCAUGCCUUUCUCAUGGUUUAAUGAAAGCCGGAAAGGGUCCUAUUCCUUCAGGAACCUGCCUUCAGCUCCAAGUCCCCUUCAGCCUUCUCCUGAGACUCAAAUUUCAGAUAAAACAGGGUUCAAGAAUUUCACUUUCAAUGAUGACUUCAGCCCCAGCAGUACCAGCUCAGCAGACCUGAGUGGCUUAGGAGCAGAACCAAAAACGCCAGGGCUCUCCCAGUCCUUGGUACUGUCCUCAGAUGAGAGCCUGGAUAUGAUAGAUGACGAGAUCCUUGAUGACGGACAGUCUCCCAAACACACUCAGAGUCAGAAUCGGGCCGUUCAUGAAUGGAGUGUGCAGCAGGUUUCACACUGGUUAAUGAGCCUCAAUCUGGACCAGUAUGUACCUGAAUUCAGUGCCCAGAAUAUCAGUGGCGAGCAGCUCCUGCAGCUGGAUGGAAAUAAACUGAAGGCUCUUGGAAUGACAUCAUCCCAGGACCGGGCACUGGUUAAAAAAAAACUGAAGGAAAUGAAGAUGUCUCUCGAGAAGGCUCGCAAGGCCCAGGAGAAAAUGGAAAAACAAAGAGAGAAGCUGAGGAGGAAGGAACAAGAGCAAAUGCAGAGGAAGUCUAAGAAGUCGGAAAAGAUGACUUCCACAGCUGAUCAGCCUUGAGCACUGAGGCCUCGCCUCUUCCAGUAGUUGGGGAAGUUUGAGAGAAGCCCUGCCCCUUCCUGCCCCCACUCUCCUGCUGAGGGUGAAGAAGAAACUGAUGGGAUAACACCACUGUAGGCGGUUAAAGAACUGUGUGUUGAAUGCACUCUUGAUUUUAACCUCCUAAACUAACCCUUCGCCACCACCUUUGGUUUACUGACAAACCAGAAUUAUCAUUUUUAUCUUCUACUUACCAACAUCCAAUGUUGUGUUAAGUGUGCUGUGCCACUUGGAGGACUAGCCUGACCCAGCCAAUGAGAGUAGGACUCACUCUGGGGCGGUGAGUGGAGUACCCAGAAUUCUCAGUGGGAGCCCCUGAAACUGAGGCAGUAGCUUCUGGCUGUGGGUGUAGAGAUGAUGCCUGCCUUGAGAUGGGGGAGCGCCCCUCAAUUCUGACUGUAGAGCAAAUCAGUUCUGUUGUGGGGAUGUGGGUGACCAGCACACAAUUGCCAACUGAGAGUAAGAGGAAACAAGUGUGCUAUCCACUUGCUGGGAAUCAGAACGAGGGGGAAACAGUAGCUAUUUAUUAAUUCUAGAAGUGAAAAGCCUUUAAGCACACAGAUGUAGGUGUACUUUGAGGCUUGGAGGACAACAUUUUCCUCCGGGUAUUGUUGAACAAAGAAGAAAAAAAACGUCAGAGUGUCGCGCUACCGUGGAUGUUGGGAUCUGCUGUGUUGUUUGCCAGGGCUGCAGCCAAGUGUUUGAGCGGCACUGGCAAACUGCACAGCUCCUUCCCCCGCAACACACUGAACAGGAAAUUGAUUUUUAAGGAAACCAGCAUCUUCAGGUUUCUUCUCCUGGGACAUUCUGGCUUGCCUUCAGCCUGCCUGUGACACAAUCGUGAACUUGUCACAUAUUUUCUACCCAGAAUUUCCCAAAUGGGCUCAGUUAGUGUUUUAACAAUUGUACUUUUAAGGACUUAAACGUAGAGAUACUGGUUAGAGAUUUAAGAUUUGAGUAACAGUCAACCAGAGAACUUUUUUUUUUCUUGUGUUUAUGUACACAUAAUUCUUUCCUGUGAAGGACAGUCAUCAUUUACAUUUUAGAGACAAUUUGAAUGACUUUCUAAGCCAUUCUCUUCCAUAUUCUUGAGAGUUCCAGAUUUGUUUAAAACAGUACACAGGACAGAUUUUUCACAGUGUAAGAGCUGAUGUUACUUAAGUCAAGUAUUAAGGAUUCCAGUAUUUCACCAACCUGAGUUGAGCGCAGGAGACUGAGGGAGGAGAACAGAAACACUUCUGGAGACAUUUCGCACCCUGAGGGUUUUUAUUUAUUUGCUUGCCUUUAGUUUUGCUCUUUUUUGCUUCUGUAUCUAACUCUCAUUACUGCAUUAACCUGAUAUCAUCUGCUUUCGGAUGGACUGAGUUCAGAGUAGAGCUGGAGGCCAGAUGAAACCUUGGGCUUCAGGGUAUUUUCUUCCUUUCCCCCAGCAGGCCCUUGUGCUGCCCGAAGGCCUAUGCGCAUCUCCUCGGCAUGCACAGGUAUGCAGGGCCUGCAUCAGGCUCCAGAGUUAGGACCGGAAUAUGAUAGGAUAGAGGUCGGCUGCCUGUGUGGCCUCACUUUGUAUUUAAACAUUGCGACUUUUCCUUUCUAUCAUCAUUACUAUUUUUGUAACAUGAAUUCUGACAUUAUCUGAACUAGCAACUCGAUCCUGUCCUUCCUCCCAGAGCCUGCUUCUGUUUCUGGCCUGAGCACUUCUGUUAAGUUCUGGUCCUUCGGGUACAGACUCACUUCAGUCUGAAACGUGACGUGGGGGUCUUGUUAGGUUCUGCACAAACCAGACCUGCUUCACCAUUCUCUCGAGGAGUAGGGCACUGGGUGCCUCCAUAUCUCAGAUGCUUGAUGCUUCGCCACUUACUAAUAUUUUGAGAAAACAAGAGACAUGUUCCUGAACUGCACAUUCAGUAACUCUUUCCUAAUGCCAGAAGACUAAGCAGAACGCUGGCAAUACUAAUAUUUGUUAUUGUACGUUUCAGCCAUUUUUCUUUUGUUUGGAGAAAAAAAAAGCUGGAUUGCACUGGAAGCUUCUGUGUGUUCAUCUCCGAGAGUGAAAACAGAAGGGUGAUCAUUUUCAGUUGUGUUUACACUUUGAUGAUAGUUGAAAGCGAAUGUAUAUAUUGGAAAUGUCUGUAAGUCUGCCUCUGCCUGUAACUUAUGACCUCUUAUAUUGUGUUUCUUAAAUACAGUGUUCUUACUGUAACUUUAUUAACACUCCAUGCUUGAAUCAGCAUUCAUCUGACAGUUACAGGUCAAAUUAAUAUUCCUUACAUCAUUUAGUUUAUAGUUCAGUCACUAUAAUUUUUAAGUUAAAUUAUUGCAAUCUUAGACCAAAAUGAAUUCUUUUAACGUUGCUACUAGUAAAAUUGUAAAGGGCUCUUGAUUGCACUGUUUGGCAAAGGAUAAGAGACGGACUGGUUAGUCCAGUGUGGAAACAAAGUGAAGGACUUCAGGUCUUGUGAGCAUUUUGACUUCUUGUUCGCUCCUUUAUUGGCUUUGGUGCAUGACAAUAAUUGAGUUUCCAACAUCUUGCACAAUUCUUUCUUUAAUGCUGUGGUUUUCAGGGUUUAUACAACUUAACAGAGAAUUGUUGCUUCAUGUACUUUAAAGAUUUUGGACAGUUUUUAAGCUAUCAACAAAUGAACAGAAGGGGUUGCCUGCAUAUUGUAAACUAUGCUCUAGUGAAGACUAGUGGGUCCCCACCAGAAACCAAAAGUGUUUGGGGUACAAGAUAUGUUCGGGAGUCAGGGUACAUGGUGAGGCCCUGCCAUAGGUAGACAGCAUUGUAGGAGUAGAUUCUGGGUCAGGGUUCCACUGAAGAACUGUGCACUGGAUGUCUGUGGUUAAGAUCACCUCCUUUAAGGAGACUUAUCCAUAUGUAAUCACAUCUUUCUCCUCCCCAGCAUCAGGAGGGUACUGUUGGAGCAGAAACCAUGCUCUAUCUACUUUAGUACUCUUAUCGAAGCCUGUCAUUACUAUCGUGACAGCAAUGUCCUUCUGAAGCCAUCUGCCAUCCUUCUGCUGGGGUUGAAAUGGACUUCCCACUCCCCACCUCAUGUAGACUUUUUAAAUACCACAGUAGUUUAUGAUCACACUAUGAAAGAAGCUAAUGCCAAACUCAGUUUGCAAGAGGCACAACCUACCAUGCGUUCCUUUAUUUCAGGAAACAAAGUAGCAGAGGAGAGCAUGCUCCCGCUACUGUUCAUGCCCAAUAGUGUUUACCCAGAGGUCUUAAAUACCUUAGGCCUAAGCUUCAAGAAUGUCCACCAGUCAGAUUUAGCACCUGGGCCUCUAUGGCUUGUGCUGACUAUGAAGAAUUCUCUUUUAGGAUCUUUGUUUGAUAGUAUUAAUUUGUACCUGAAAAUUGUAUAAGAAGAAAAUGCUUGCAUUUAUACAGCUAUUCUGAAUCAUUUAUAAACAUGAGAGGUUAGAAAAUUUUGAGGAGCAUCAAUAUUUAACAAGAGUAUUUAAGAUGAUUCUGGAUGAUGGAGGGCAAAUGAUUCUAAAAGAAACUUCUGUACAUUGGAUGCAUAUUACCCUGUCAUACACUGGGAUCGUUAAGAAUUACCAAAUUCCAUUUGAGUAACUAAAGCUCUUCCCUCAUAGCUGAUGAUAAGAAAUAUCUCACUUUGGGGGACAGGCAUUAGGAGGGUUCAUGCCACUUGCUUCAAUGCUAUCACCCUACUGCUACCUGGAUGAAAGAGUAAUUAAGAAAGGAUGGGCCUAAUUUUCACAUGUUUUCUUACUUGCUUCCUUCCAAAACUGUUCUCAUUGUGAAAGGACAAAGGGAGGGACAGUCUCAAGACAGCAUUACAGGAAGUCUGUUUCGUCCCCGUUCAGUCCUGAAAGUCAGACUUAGCAUACAGGCCGGGUUUGUUUGCUUCUGUCUUAAAUAGUUAAAGUCCCGUGAAGUAUAGCCCUGAUCCAAAACACUGGGGGUGGCGGGAAUAUCACCAAAGAAAACACAUAUUAAUACCUUGAAGGUAACAUCGAAGAAGCUGGAGUGAGCGGUUAGGGGGAAAGGGAAAGUCUGCUUAGUAAACUGCCCUCCGGAGAGUAGCACGGACUCCUCACGCAAACGCACGCAUGCGGCCUCCUGGAAUGUUGGUUACCUGCAACUUCCAUCUGUCAGCACCUGGGUCUGGAUCCUCGGAGUAGGGGGCAGAAGAAGGUCCAUGUUUCCCUGCCCCUUCCCACCCCCGACCCCCACCCCCAGACCAUUAGGGAUCCAGCAUUGUGCAAGACGAUGUGCAAAGCAGUAAGAGAAGAAGCCACAAAUUCUCAGUUCCGUGCAUGCCACUUGUGUAGGUGUCAGAGCUGUGUGUGUGAAUAUAUCCCCACCUGACACAACACACACAUAUAUAUACCUUAAGCACGUGGCACAAAAAUAUACUCUCCGUGGUCUGCAGUGAUGUUAGUUAGGACCCUGGGCUGUAAUAGUGGCAUUGCCGCCACUUUUUAUGUUGCAUAUACAUUGUAUGGCUCAUAGAUUUUUAAGAGAUUUUUUUUUAAUGUAAGUAUCCUACUAAAUGCACUUAUGCUUCUAAAUGUUUAUAUAUUUUGGUAAAAUUGAUUUACUAGAUCUUUAGUAUUGUAUUUUAGUAAGGUAAAUUUUCCUCAGAUAUUUGAUUAAUGCUUUGAUGUCAAGAUUGCACAUUUUUUAGUUAGAACUCCAAAGCUAUUAUGCAGCUUGGGGCAUUUUCAACUGCAGGAUGCCUGCAGUUUUCUUGACUAAAUUGCACUGUGUAUUCUCGUGUAUCAGCUCCCACCUCUAUAGCCAUGAUGCUUCUGUCACCGACUGCUGGCUCUCUGGUGGCCAUAUUCUGUCGUGCGACCACUAUGUACUUCCUAAGCCAUCCGCUCGUAAUGGUAUUUUGGUUGCCACCAAAAAUAACACAAUGGGUCCUGAGUAUAUGCUGUUGGAAGCUGUGUGCUUCAUUUCCUUCGGCUGGGUUAUGCAGGCACACAAGUUUCUUGUUAAAGAUUGAAGCACUCAGCCAUGAAAUAACAAUUGGCCAGAAAUACCCUAAAUUGCCUUUACCAAAAGAAAAAAAAAAAAA
Messenger RNA from Mus pahari (shrew mouse), 9377 nucleotides. It is a transcript of the gene Ppp1r9a, whose product is annotated as protein phosphatase 1 regulatory subunit 9A. The record is from RefSeq and is a predicted model, not a curated record. Gene Ontology annotation, cellular component: postsynaptic density; dendrite; actin cytoskeleton. Gene Ontology annotation, molecular function: actin filament binding. The transcript has 21 exons. Gene Ontology annotation, biological process: actin filament organization; calcium-mediated signaling; neuron projection development. The coding region runs from base 313 to 4281 and encodes 1322 amino acids. NCBI's taxonomy places the organism in Eukaryota, Metazoa, Chordata, Mammalia, Rodentia, Muridae.